This is a messenger RNA of Drosophila persimilis, 935 nucleotides long. Its product is annotated as chymotrypsin-2. The transcript has 2 exons. Bases 23 to 838 code for a protein of 271 amino acids. Lineage: Eukaryota; Metazoa; Arthropoda; Insecta; Diptera; Drosophilidae. Gene Ontology annotation, molecular function: serine-type endopeptidase activity. The record is from RefSeq and is a predicted model, not a curated record. Gene Ontology annotation, biological process: proteolysis.
GCUGACCAGACAUAGACCCAAGAUGACAGCACUGGCUCUACGUCUUCUGGUGGCCAUCAGCGCCUUUUCCUGCAUAUCAGGCAUACGCAUCAAGAGCAACUCCAGCACCGCCUUCAAGGAUCAGCGCAUUGUUGGAGGGGAGGCAGCCCCGGAAGGAUUUGCCCCCUACCAGAUCUCCCUCCAGAGUCUAUCCGGUGCCCACUCCUGCGGUGGUGCGAUCAUUGCCGAACAGUGGGUCCUGACCGCCGCUCACUGUGUCCAGGGCGCAAAUGUACAGCUGAUGGUGGUCGUCUCCGGUACCAAUCAGUACAAUAUCAGGGAAAAUCGUCACUUUGUCCGGGCCGUACACAUCCACUGCAACUACGACAACCCGUCGAUGCACAACGACAUCGCUUUGCUGCAGCUGAACGACUCCAUUGUGUGGAACGAACGGACACAGCCGAUUCCUCUGCCUGUGGCCCCCAUGCAGCCGGGAGCCGAAGUGGUUCUCACUGGCUGGGGCUCCACCAUAUUGUGGGGCAACAGUCCCAUUGAUCUGCAGAUCCUCUAUCUCCAGUAUGUGCCUCAUCGCGAGUGCCUAGAGGCUCUGAGCAACGACGCCGACUGCGAUGUGGGUCAUAUCUGCACCUUCUCGCGGCAGGGCGAGGGCGCCUGCCAUGGAGACUCGGGCGGCCCUCUGGUCAGCGAUGGCUAUCUGGUGGGACUCGUCAAUUGGGGCUGGCCUUGUGCCACCGGCGUUCCGGAUGUCCAUGCCAAUGUGUUAUUCUACAGCGAUUGGAUACGCACUGUCAUGAGCGGGAAUACGAAGUGUGGAGGCUACGCCACCACAGAGCGCUAGAGGACGUGGCUAUCGUGACAAUAAAAUAAAACGAAAACGAUAAAAACCUCUUCGAUAAGACAAGCCUCUUAAUAAAGCAUUUAUAGUGAUGAAAGUA